AUGUCCAGAAAAGUUGUAUCUAGGAGGGCUUUGGAAGUGGAGUUUGCAGGAGUAUUGCUUGCUUUAGUUCUACUUGUUUGCAUUUCAGAGGGGUUGAAUUCUGAAGGGCUUUACCUUUUAGAGCUGAAGAAGAAUAUUUUGGAUGAAUCAAAUAAUUUGGGAAGUUGGAACUCUGCUGAUCAAACACCGUGUCGAUGGAUGGGUGUGAAUUGCACUUCUGGUUAUGAUCCAGUGGUCCAAGGUCUUAAUUUGAAAUCCAUGAAUCUUUCAGGAACCCUGAGCCCAAGCAUUGGUGGUUUACUUCACCUAACUUCACUUGAUCUUGCAUCCAAUGGUUUCUCUGGAGGCGUACCCAAGGAGAUUGAAAACUGCUCAAGUUUGGAAAAGCUUUAUCUCAACGAUAACAAGUUUACUGGCCAGAUACCUGCCAAAUUGGGUAAGCUUUCUAAAUUAAGAAGUUUAAACUUCUGCAAUAACAAAAUCUCUGGUCCCCUUCCUGAGGAACUUGGGAACUUGUCUUCACUGGUUGAGUUUGUGGCAUACACCAACAAUAUUACUGGUUCAAUACCUCAUUCUUUUGGAAAUCUCAAAAAUCUGGUAACUUUUCGAGCUGGGCAGAAUGCUAUUUCUGGUAGCAUACCAGCUGAAAUAGGUGGAUGUCAGAACUUGAAGCUGCUUGGUCUUGCUCAAAAUGCUAUAGGAGGGGAGUUACCUAAGGAGCUUGGGAUGCUUGGGAGCAUGACUGAUCUGAUUCUGUGGGGUAAUCAGAUUUCGGGGUUUAUUCCUAAGGAGAUUGGAAAUUGCAGUAGUCUUGAGACAAUUGCUUUGUAUCAGAACAAUCUUGUCGGGGAUAUACCUCCAGAUAUUGGGAACCUCAAGUCACUGAGGAGGUUGUACCUCUAUAGGAAUGGCUUGAAUGGAACCAUUCCUAGGGAAAUUGGAAAUCUUUCAUUUGCUGCUGAGAUUGAUUUUUCGGAGAACUAUUUGACAGGUGAGAUACCAUAUGAGUUAAGUAAGAUAAGUGGUCUAAGCUUACUGUACCUUUUCCAGAACCAGCUCUCGGGUGUGAUUCCAAAUGAGCUAAGUAGCUUGAGGAAAUUAUCAAAGCUUGACCUUUCAAUUAAUGAGCUUGAAGGACUUAUUCCGUAUGGGUUUCAGUAUUUGACUGAGUUGAGCCAGUUACAGUUGUUCGAUAACUCUCUAAGGGGUAGCAUACCUCUGUGGCUUGGGCGACACAGCCAACUUUGGGUUGUUGAUCUUUCAGAUAACUUCCUGACUGGGAGAAUACCUCCAUACCUUUGUCGGCAUUCCAAUCUAAUCUUGUUGAAUCUGGAGUCUAAUGAUCUUUAUGGAAAUAUUCCGACUGGAGUUUUGAACUGUGAAUCAUUGGUGCAACUUCGCCUUGUUGGGAACAGGCUUACUGGAAGCUUCCCUUCAGAGUUAUGCAAUUUGGCAAACCUUUCUGCAAUUGACUUGGACGGGAACAAGUUCACCGGAUCGAUUCCUCCAGAGAUUAAAAAUUGCCAAAAGUUGCAAAGGCUUCACAUUUCUGACAAUUACUUCACAUCUGAGUUGCCUAAGGAAAUAGGAUAUCUAUCUCAAUUGGUCACUUUCAACAUAUCAUCCAAUUUUCUAGCUGGGCAGAUUCCUCCAGAAAUUGUAAACUGCAAGAUGCUUCAACGACUUGACCUCAGUCGGAAUAAAUUCAUUGGUGCUCUGCCAAAUGAGCUGGGAACGCUUUUGCAGUUGGAGAUUUUGAGGCUUUCAGAAAAUAGGUUUACUGGAAAUAUACCAGCAGCACUAGGAAACCUCUCACAUUUGACAGAGUUGCAGAUGGGUGGAAACUUGUUUUCUGGUAUAAUACCGCCUGAAUUGGGUUCUCUUUCAAGCUUGCAGAUUGCAAUGAAUCUCAGUUUUAAUAAUCUCAGCGGGAGCAUUCCACCAGCGCUUGGAAAUCUUAUUUUACUUGAAUUCCUUCUACUCAAUAACAAUAAUUUGACUGGUGAAAUUCCCAGCACAUUUGAAAAUUUGUCAAGCUUAUCGGGCUGCAACUUCUCUUACAAUGACCUUACCGGAUCUUUACCUCCCAUCCCUUUGUUUCAGAACAUGGCAAUUAGCAGCUUUAUCGGAAAUGAAGGUCUUUGUGGUGGGCCUCUCGGUGUUUGUAGUGUAAAUUCCUCUCCAAAUUCUGAUCCAUCUCUGAAUAGAGUGGAUACUCCUCGCAGUAAAAUCAUUACAAUAGUUGCAGCUGUUGUGGGUGGUAUAUCUCUUGUUUUGAUUGCUGUUCUCUUAUAUUUCAUGAGAGGUCCAGGUCAGACGGUUCCUUCUAUGCAAGAUAAGGAUAGUUUGCCUCCUGAUACAGAUAUAUACUUACCUCCAAAGGAAGGGAUCACAUUCCAAGACCUGGUUGAGGCGACAAAUAACUUUGAUGACAGCUAUGCUGUUGGAAGGGGAGCUUGUGGAACAGUUUAUAAAGCAGUAAUGCGUUCUGGACUUAUUAUUGCUGUUAAGAAGCUUUCAGCUAACCGGGAGGGCAACAACAUUGAAAACAGUUUCCAGGCUGAGAUUUUAACCCUGGGAAAUAUAAGGCAUAGGAAUAUUGUGAAGCUCUAUGGAUUUUGUUAUCACAAGGGUUCCAACCUACUUCUUUAUGAGUACAUGGAAAAGGGUAGCUUGGGUGAAUUACUUCAUGGUGAAUCUUGCAGCCUGGAGUGGCCAACUCGUUUCAUGAUUGCUCUUGGAGCUGCUGAAGGUCUUGCUUAUUUACAUCAUGACUGCAAACCGAGGAUUGUCCACCGUGAUAUAAAGUCCAAUAAUAUUUUGCUAGAUGAGAAGUUCGAAGCCCAUGUUGGUGAUUUUGGUUUGGCAAAAGUGAUUGACAUGCCUCAUUCAAAAUCAAUGUCAGCAGUUGCAGGAUCAUAUGGAUAUAUUGCUCCUGAGUAUGCAUACACCAUGAAGGUCACAGAAAAAUGUGACAUAUAUAGCUAUGGGGUUGUUCUAUUGGAGCUGCUAACCGGGAGAACUCCUGUACAAUCAGUCGAUCAAGGAGGUGAUCUUGUCACGUGGGUUAGACACUACAUCAGGGAUCAUUCUUUGACAUCUGGGAUACUCGAUAGCCGGUUGAAUCUUGAAGACAAAAGUAUGGUUGAUCACAUGCUUACUGUCCUAAAAAUUGCUUUGAUGUGCACUAGUAUGUCCCCCUUUGACCGUCCAUCGAUUCGAGAAGUUGUGUUGAUGCUUAUCGAGUCUAAUGAGCAAGAAGGAGACUUUGAGCCAUCUCCAACUUAUGAUCUUCCUUUGAAAGACGAUUCAGAUCUUCUUUUGACAGAUGAUUCAGAUCUUGCAUUGAAAGAUGAUACCCGAUGACAGUAUAUGACAGAUAGCAAAAUUACUAACUCAGAUGAUUUUUUGAGGUGCCGAUUCUUCCCAUUAUUUCCAACAACCAAAUGGUAAUAUUCUGUACAUUUUGAAUUUGAUUCUCUAUAAAUCGAAAAU
This is a messenger RNA of Fragaria vesca subsp. vesca, 3495 nucleotides long. RefSeq names its product probable leucine-rich repeat receptor-like protein kinase At5g63930-like. The transcript is spliced from 2 exons. Gene Ontology annotation, molecular function: protein kinase activity; ATP binding; receptor serine/threonine kinase binding. Lineage: Eukaryota; Viridiplantae; Streptophyta; Magnoliopsida; Rosales; Rosaceae. The record is from RefSeq and is a predicted model, not a curated record. Bases 1 to 3366 code for a protein of 1121 amino acids. Gene Ontology annotation, biological process: protein phosphorylation.